AUGGCCUCUGCAGACGCGCCUCUCCCUCUCCAUGCGCCACAGAAGCUCGCGCGCUAUCGAUCUGUCCGGGCCUCGCAUCCUUCUGCCCUGUCUUCUCAUCCUGUCUCCAAUAAUAAUGCUAGUGCUGCUGUCUCGACUGGCCCGGUGUCUGCCCAGAAUGCCUCCAUCAGCCGCAGCAUGUCGCGGUACCGCAGGACAACCCACGGCGUCCCUCCUCCACCGCUGCCGCUGCCCGCCCAGCUCGACUCCCAGCGCCCCAGCUACGACCUCGCCUCAUACGACCACCACCACCACCACUUCAACGAAGAAGAGGAAGAGGACGACGAAGAGGAUGCACAGCAGAAUGUCGGCUCUGGGCCCGCUAGCAGAAGAGUCUCCAUGCAAAACACCGCCAGGCCGCUGACGGGCGCCGCCGCGGCGGGUGCGGCAGCAAGACGCUCUCUCGACCGCAACUCGGCCAAGCGCCACUCCUCGUACUCCCAGCACCACCAGCAGCAGCAGUACUUUGACGGCAGAGAUAGUUAUGAUCGGCCGUCUCGCUCUUCAGGGCCGUACUUCGUGGUCGAGCCUGGCAUGGGGCCCAACACCUUCGACCAGCCUGCUGCUGCUCCCACGACGGCGACGACGACGACGAACAACAAGAAAAGCAAAGGAAAGCUGCUCAAGGAGAAAGGAGGUGGCUUGCUCGGCAGACUCAAGGGCGAAGAGCGUCUCAAGAAGAAGAAGGACAAGAUGGCUGCUGUCGACGGCGGCUAUAACACCGCCAGUAAUAAUGCUGCUGCUACUACCAACAUCUCCAGGUCCGGGGCUGGAGUCGACGCCCCCGUCUCGGCUGUCAACGCCGGCGAGAGGAGAGUGACCGUCACCUGCAACGAGGCCUCCAUCUGCCUGCCCGUCACCCCGUCCACCCAGGCCCAGGACCUCAUCUGCUCGGCCGCCAACUGUCUGGCCGAAGACAUCGUCCCCGAGGCCGCCAUCAUCGUCGAGUCCUUUGCCCAGCUCAACCUCGAGCGUCCCCUGCGCAGGUACGAGCAUGUCCGCGACGUCCUCAACUCCUGGAACUCAGACUCCCAGAACACCCUCAAGAUCAUCCCCGACCCGGACCCAAACAUCAUUCCGGCUCUGCUCGCCAAGUCUGCUCCCCGAAGACAGCCUCCCGACGUCUCCUUUAGCCUCUACCACUGCCAGCGGACGGGCAAAUGGGACAGACGAUGGGUCACCCUCCGCAUGGAUGGGCAGGUCACCGUCUCCAAGAAGCAGGGAAGCGCCGACAGCACCAAUAUCUGCCACAUCUCCGAUUUCGACAUUUAUACCCCGACCCGCAGGGAGUACAAGCGGCUCAAGCCCCCCAAGCCGCUCUGUUUCGCCAUCAAGAGCCAGCAAAAGUCCUCCAUGUUCCUCUCCACCGAGAACUUUGUGCAUUACUUCUGCACAAAGCACGAGGAGGUCGGCGGUGCAUGGCACAAUGCCGUCCAGGAGUGGAGGAGCUGGUACCUUGUCCAUGUCAUGGGCGAGGGCGCCAGAAAGAAGAAGAAGCAGCAGCCUGAUGCCGCUGAACUCAUAGAUGAUGAUAACAAUAAUACCCCGUACCAGCUAGGGUCCUUUCAAUCCCUAUCUAUUGAUCCUAACAUUGAAGAAGCCUACAACAAGCUUACCGGCAAACGGUCUCGACCUACCUCCUUCAGCCAUCAGACAGGCAAUCCUGCUGCUGCUGCUGCUGCUGCUCCCUUGGUCAACCAGGCAGUCAACAAGGAGCCAGUCAAGCCCAAACGGACCAAGAGCAAGUCCAAGAAGAAAACAGCGGCGGCAGCAGAUGACAGUCUCAGUGAGGAACAGCCCUUUGCGCCAACCGGCCUGCUGGGACGCACCUACACCCAACGACACAAGGCCAUGCUCGAUCGCGAAAAGGAGCAGCACGCCCAGCCCGACGAAGGCCCAUUCAUCUCUACCGGCCUGCUCUCCAACAUGCGUCACCAUCAGGGGCCAACCUCGCCGGUCUCAAACCACUUCCCGGACCAGCAGUACCCACACUACAACCACCCCAGCCGCUCCAACACCACUGCUGCUGCUGCUGCGGCUGCUGCCGACCCCAGACCAACAACUACCUCCUCCCGCUCCAAGUCUACCCGCCACCCGCCCAAGCCCCUGAUAGAUCUCACCCCGACAUACAAGGAGCCGCCCCAGCACGCUCGCAAGGGCCGCGGCGUGACUCCCAUCCAGGGCCUACCGCUCGUCGAAUCCGCCACGGGCCCGGACCUGCAUCCCAACGCCAUCGUCGUGCCUCCCUCAACCACCUGGCGCAAACCACGCACUUCCGAUCCGAGUCCUAACACCUCGCGUCACCGCUCAAGACAGAAUACCGGUGGUGCUGUUGGUGGUGCUGGUGGUGCUCCGCUGGUUGAUCUCAACGCUGCUGACCCAAUAGACCAGGGCCACGGCCACGGCCACAUGGCGAUGCCUGGCUCGUUCCCGUUUGCGCCUACGGGACUGGUAGCGCAGAGUCAGAAGCUGGCUGCCUCGCAGGGUGCAGCGAGAGGAGGACGCGGCGUCGCGACGGGCGAUAGGAAGAAGGCGGGUAAGCCGUUGCUGGACAUGAGCCAUGUUCCCAUGCCGGCACACUAUCAGCAUCCCCAAGCCGACUCCGACUGA
Molecule: messenger RNA, 2649 nt
Organism: Trichophyton benhamiae CBS 112371
Lineage: Eukaryota; Fungi; Ascomycota; Eurotiomycetes; Onygenales; Arthrodermataceae
Exons: 1
Coding region: 1-2649 (882 amino acids)
Source: RefSeq, a predicted model, not a curated record